This is a messenger RNA of Cephus cinctus (wheat stem sawfly), 1214 nucleotides long. Its product is annotated as sin3 histone deacetylase corepressor complex component SDS3. The transcript has 8 exons. Gene Ontology annotation, cellular component: Sin3-type complex. Bases 123 to 1106 code for a protein of 327 amino acids. Gene Ontology annotation, biological process: negative regulation of transcription by RNA polymerase II. Gene Ontology annotation, molecular function: histone deacetylase binding. The record is from RefSeq and is a predicted model, not a curated record. NCBI's taxonomy places the organism in Eukaryota, Metazoa, Arthropoda, Insecta, Hymenoptera, Cephidae.
UAGUGCUCUAUACUCAUCUCUGCUAUAGGAGAGGAAGGAAGGUUCUGUGUCAGAAUUAGAAAUGCAUAAAAUAUAAGUAGGUCUGAUGUACGCGGGAUUGUGAAAUUAUUUUAUUGUUGAGAAUGUCGUAUCAGGGCUCACCAUUUUCGGCUCCUUAUGGUCAGGAUGAUUAUGAGAUGGAUGAUGAUAACGACGAAUAUUUGGAAGAGGAUCGGGAAGUUGAUGAUCAGGAUGAGAGCGAUGAAGAUACUGAAGAAGCCAGUGAGACAGAUAUGGGCAAAUCCGAGGAAUACACAGAAAUAAAAGAACAGGUUUACCAGGAUAAGCUUGCCAGUUUAAAGAAACAGUUGCAACAAUUAAAGGAUGGAACACAUCCUGAAUAUAAUCGUAAACUUAAGAGAUUAGAAGUCCAGUACAAAGAAAGGCUCAGGUUAAAUAUAAUAUACAGAGAUUAUCUCACCGAUUGGGUAGAAAGAGACUAUAUUUUAGAGAAAAAAGCUGCAGUAAAGGAAUUUGAAGAAAAAAAGAUAGAUUUAAAAGAGAAUCUCUUGACUGAUAUGGAAGAGAAACGAAAAAUGAUUGAAUCUGACAGACACACUAUGGAAUUAACUGGAGAUUCAAUGGAGGUGAAGCCUGUAAUGACAAGAAAAUUACGACGGCGACCAAACGAUCCUGUUCCUGAAAAAGUAGAAAAGCGACGAAAGCCACCACCAGCACAAGUGAAUUAUUUGUUAGAUGAAAAAGAGAUAGACAGUGACUUGAAAGCUAUAAGUCGUGGCAAAGUUCUCACAACAAUGAGAAAGUCAGCGGUGGUACCGCCAUAUAGUGCGGUUAAUUUACCUACUCAACACAUUCCACCUCCUUUGGAUGUACCAUUGGUUGAAACCCGAAUAGAAGAUGGAAAGCUUUUAUAUGAAAGAAGAUGGUUUCAUCGUGGUCAAUCAGUUUAUGUAGAAGGCAAAGAUCUUCCAAGAUUCGCAGCAAAUAUAUCUGCUAUUGGAACAGAAGCUAUCUGGGUAAAGAAAGUAUCGGACGGGAGCAAAGUACGAAUUUAUACGUCGCAGUUGUGCCGUGGCAAGAUUUCUAUUAAACGACGAGCUUCUUAAUGGCGUCUAUCUUUAUGACUUUGUACGAUACAGAAAGUGAAUCUUCAACGGGUUUUCUAAACGCUUGAAGCAUGACCAAAAAAUAAAACAAGAAAUCAAUAUCUGUAA